AUGUUUAAAUCGAAAUCAUUUCGUAUUAAUCAUGAAAUAGACAAAAAGCCGAAAGUACAUGACCAUUGCUAUGAGUCCAAACGAAUACGCUGGAUGAAAUUUUUGAUUAUACCAUUAAUCAUCGCUUUCUCAUUGCUUUUGGUGCUGAGUAAUGUGAAUUUCUCGGGCGAGUCAUAUGAGCACACUGUGACACCUUCCGGUGGAAGCCAUACAAGGGAAACAGAAACGCCAACGAAGGAAGUAGUAACCGUAUCUAACAUCAACCAAGGUAUAGCAAUGGAGGAAGCUGCACUUGAUAAUAUAAAACUUUAUGACGAAGAGGAGAAAAGGAGUGGCGCAGUGGACGUAGCAGUGCAGUACAUGAGUGGCGUUCAGCGGCAGCCACAUAAGGGCUUCCAAUGUACAGACAACAACACGUGUAGUUUCAAGAUGUCCACUUUAACAAUACGAUAUUGCACACUCGAUACGAUCGUCGAUAAUGCUUUUAACUACCAAACGCUGAAUAAAUUGACGAGUUUAACAUUUGUUGAUGUGCAAUUGAAAUCUUUGAACGCGCAAACGUUUCUUGGAUUGGAAACUGUGGAAAAUUUCCAACUGUUCAAUGUGCUCAAGCAGGUAACUCUGCCUUUGAACGCUAAUGUGUAUAAGAGACAGGACUUGAGCGGCACGAAGUUUAACGACACCCUUAACGGUAAUACAUUCGCUAAAUUAUUAGCUGUGCAAGAACUUCGGCUGGCCAAUUGCAGUUUGAGCAGAAUCGCCGAAAACGUAUUCACUGGCAUUAUGUCCACACUUAAAUCGCUCGAUUUGCGAUAUAAUCGUUUGCAGACGCUGGACGGUAAGUUCCUAUGUGCUGCUAUUUCCAAAGGAAUCAUCAUGGAAUUGGGGUGGAAUAUGUGGAGAUGCGAUUGUGACAAUAUGGAAACAAUUGAGUACAUGAAGCAAAUAGAAAAUAAUUCCGCGGCCAAUACCGUAUGUGCAACACCAACAGAUUUAGCAGGCACACAAGUUAGUUCGUCGCAAAUAAGCUGUUACAUCACGACCGUACCUACAACAAUCUUAACAACCACAGCAGCCACUACAACUACAACUACAACACCAACCACAACUAUUACGGUUGAAACCACAUUAGCAACAAAAGAGACUAGUGCAGACACUAUACCAACAUCUUCCACAAUUGCAAUCGACAGCACAAGUUUAAUGGCUUCAGACUCUACCACAAAUAUUGCGCCGACAACCGUAGAUGAUAAAACUGAGGAAAUUGCAGAAUCGAGUCCAGAAACUCUACCAACAACUUAUACAACUAUCAUCGACAACUCAACCUUAAUGACGUCAGCUACAACGGAAGGAACAGAUGUAAGUGAAAGCACUGAUAAAACUUUGGUCUCAACAAUAGUUACAACGAUUUCUCCAACAAAACCCAAAUAUACUACUAUCAGUACAUCUGCAGGAACAACUAGCGAGACUGUCACACCACCUUCAUCACCAAUGACGUCCACGACUGAAGACAACUCAUCUAAGGAAACAUCCAAACCCAUAUCGACAACAACAACGCCACAACUAACCGACACAACAAACGACAAUACAACCUUAACUUUUUUUACGGGAACAAUAACAAUACCAAUAGCAACUGAUGAUACUACGGAAGGAACAACAAAGGGAACUGUUAACCCCGAAAAUACAACGGAAAUUGUUAUCAAUACGACCCUGACCUGGAGCACCUUCGUUCCCACGACGAUUAUACCAUCAACAAAUUCUUGCUUUGGAAAUAAAGCGCCAAAGUAUUUACCUUGCAGCGAUAUCGUAGCCUUUAAGCUAUGUGACUAUGACGUCACUUUCAAUGUGGCCCCCAUAUCAUCGCGAAGUGUGCAAUUGCAAAUCGGUGGCGGUGCGAAUGAUUUACACAUAAUCUACUUUCGAGUGACGGACAACAGUAUAAGUGAGGAUGUGGAGAUCGAGAAUAAUAUCGAAAUCGUUAUAAAUAACUUAGUGCCGAAUGGAAGUUAUACCUUCUGUCUCAUACCGAAGAAUAAAAUGAGUACCUCACCAUUUAAUUGCCGUUCAGCGCACUUGCCGCAACUUGAAGCAUGGUUGGAGUAUAACGCUGUUGCGCUUUUUUGCACGAUCGCCAUACUCGUAACUGUUGUUUGCGCAGUUAUGGGGGUGACAGGAGUAUAUUUUCUACUGCGUUGGCGGCCAACUUUCUUGUAUGGCAAUAAACGUUUGCAUCGUAUUGCUUCGACCACGCACGAAGUGCUACUACUACCGAAACCGAUUCGCACAUCUGUAGACUCGAAAACAUACGCACUCAGUGAACUCUCCAAAAUGCAUUCAUCGGUCAGCGAUUCAUUGACACCGGAGAAUUACUUAAAUAUUAAUUCGUAUGAUUAUAUGCAGUACGUCAAAGAUAUCGAGUUGAAGAAACAACGAAGAGUGGCACAUAUUUCCACGAAUCAGCCUCCGAUACAUCGAGCCCCUGCAUUGCCACCAAAUGUUGUUGGCGCUGCAACGAAUAGCUACACCAGUGGUUAUAUACCAAUUCGACAUCCCUCACAGCUAUCGGCAGUAGUAAUGAAAGACGCGCAACAGCAGCAGAGGGGUGUACGUAGGGGUGCACCGACGAAUUUACCGCCAGAGCCAGUGGAUGUCGUGGAGAACGAAUAUGAAAGCUUGGAUUAUUAUCAGGAAAUUUAUUAA
This is a messenger RNA of Bactrocera latifrons, 2697 nucleotides long. RefSeq lists its product as uncharacterized. The coding region runs from base 1 to 2697 and encodes 898 amino acids. Lineage: Eukaryota; Metazoa; Arthropoda; Insecta; Diptera; Tephritidae. The transcript is spliced from 8 exons. The record is from RefSeq and is a predicted model, not a curated record.